UGACAUGUCAAGCGACGUUUUUGUUUCGCCCCGAUGAUCGCGCCGAUGUGAAAUGUUGGAGCCGCGGCUGCCGUGUGGGCGUCUUGCCCAUCGUUCCUGAGAGAGCCUAGUGAAGCAGCGUGCGUGCCGAUACGAUGCCCGGCAUAAUGAUGAGCGUCGACGAGUUCGUCUCCGAAACACUGGAGGACUACAACUCGCCCACCACGUCCACUUUCGUCGGCAAAAUGAACCACUGCCGCCAGAGCGUUAAUCUGCUCGAAGAGACGCUGGAUUUCGAUCGAGAUGGGCUGACAAAGAUGAAAAAAGCUGUGAAGGCAGUUUACAACAGUGGAAACACUCAUGUUGACAACGAAGUAUACCUUUCAAAGGCUCUUGAAAGGCUGGGUGCCAAUGCAGUCACGAAGGACCAAGAGCACGACAUUGGUGCCGCGUUCCUCAAAUUUUCGGUGGUGACAAAAGAACUUUCUGCACUUAUGAAAACACUGAUGCAAAGCUUACACAACAUUAUUAUGUUUCCCCUGGAUAAUUUGUUGAAAGGAGACUUGAAAGGCGUUAAGGGAGAUCUCAAGAGGCCAUUUGACAAAGCAUCUCGGGAUUAUGAAGCCAAAUCGUCUAAAAUAGAGAAGGAGAAAAAACAGCAGGCCAAAGAAGCUGGCUUAAUUCGGACGGAGAUAUCACCAGCUGAGAUUGCUGAUGAAAUGGAGAAGGAGAGGAAGAUGUUCCAGCUGCACAUGUGCGAGUACCUGAUCAAAGUGAAUGAAAUCAAGACCAAGAAGGGAGUGGAACUAUUGCAACACCUGGUAGAGUUCUACCAUGCGCAGAACAACUUCUUUCAGGAUGGACUCAAGACAAUUGGUCACUUUAACAAUUACAUCAUAGAACUCUCAAGCAAGCUGCAGAAGGUCAGGCAGAAGCAGGAUGAGGAGCGUAAGAAACUCAUUGAGCUUCGAAACACGCUAAGGAGUUCACCCUCCCUGGAUAUCAAAGAUGUUAGUUCAGUUGGCUACAGCUUACACCAGCCACAGGGAAACCAGCACUAUGGCUGCACAAAGGUGGGCUACUUGCUGAAGAAGUCUGAUGGGAAAAUGCGCCGUGUCUGGCAGAAAAGAAAGUGUGAAGUGAGGGAUGGAUACUUGUACAUAUCACACUCCGACGAAACAAAAUCGCCUACAAAGCUCAACCUUCUUACAUGCCAAGUGAAGGUAGGUUCACAAAGCCUUGUGUGCCCCAAUACACUUCAAUGUGCAACUCGCCCUCUUCCGCAGAGCCUACAAGAAGAGAAGCGUUCCUUUGACUUGAUAUCCUAUAACCGAACGUACCACUUUCAAGCUGACGAUGACUUGGAAAUGGAGGCGUGGAAAGCAGUGUUGGUGAACUGCAAAGAAGGAGCACUUCGCAAGGCAUUCACUGAACCAGGACAGGCUGGUGGGGGCACAGGGAAUCAGUCUCUCUUGGAGUUUCAGCAGUCCAUCAUAAGGCAGGUGCAGCAGCUGCCUGGGAAUGACCGCUGCUGCGACUGCAACUCAACCAAAGAUCCAACAUGGCUAUCGACGAACUUUGGAAUUUUGACCUGCAUUGAGUGUUCAGGAGUGCACCGGGAGCUCGGUGUACACAUCUCCAGGAUACAGUCGCUUACACUCGACAACUUGGGAACAUCACAACUGUUGCUUGCAAGGGUAAUGACAAACAAUGGUUUCAAUGAAACAAUGGAGGCAACCAUGACACAGUCCAGAAAACCGACCCCUACAAGUCCAAUGGAGGAGCGGUGUGAGUUCAUUCGGGCCAAGUACGUAGACCGCAAGUUUGCUGUGCGGACCUGCUCAGACGAGAAUGAUCUUCUGCAUGACUUGGAGCAUGCUGUGACGGCCAGGCACCUCUACCAGCUUCUACAGGCCUUUGCAGAAGGGGCCAUUCUCACGGCAGUGCUUCCAAAUUACAAAAAUACAGCAGACACUGCGCUUCAUGUGGCUGUUGCCCAGGAAGACGGCACCUCCCUUCACAUCGUGGACUUUCUGGUUCAAAAUAGCCCCUGCCUGGACAUCCAGAACAAGGCGGGUAACACUCCCGUGCACACCGCGGUGCUCCACAACCAGACGGAGUGCAUGAAGCUGCUGCUUCGCAGUGGGGCUGCCGUUGAUGUCAAGAACGCAGACAGCAAGAGCCCACUGGACCUGGCCAAAGAACGAGGUUACCACACAUGCCUCGAGCUGAUUGAGCAUGCACUGCAGAAUAAGAAAACGCUUUUCGAGAAUGUCAACAUUGACUGGGGUCUGACACAAGAUGAUGGGUCAACAGACUUCAGCGAUGAUGACUAUCCAGAAGAUCGCCUUACGUCAGACUGGAAGAGGUCCCGGCCUUCGAGCGUCAUCAGCAACGAGUCGACACGCCCGGAAUCUGCCAGUCCCCAGCCUUGUCCUAAGCCACCACCACCUCCACCCCAGAAUCGCAAGCCAGUCAUUCCAGGUCUAAAUGCACAUGGCUCCAUGAAGAAACGUGCGGCCCCGCUACCACCAUCGUCGACAGGCCUGCAGCCGUCUAGUCAUUCGCGCACUCCCUCCGACCCCUGUUUCUCUCAGAGUGCCCUCGGCCUGGUGCACAAGCGAAACCCCUCGAUGGACCUGGCCUCCAGCUCUUCCAUUGAUUCCUCUUUUGAUCAAGUCAGCUCGUCAAACCCCUCCACACUUGGAUCAAGUUCCUCCCGGCAAAACCUGUCCCAGGGAUCAGAUGUUCUGAAAGGAAUGGAGGAGCGGCCCAACUACAGCACCUUGCAGCGGCCCAAGUGUCCUCCACCUCCUGCUCCAGGGCCUGCCACCUCGUCGACUGCCUGCAACAGUGUCAGCAGCGGGGACCCCGUUGGCAGCAAUGAGCGUCUGCUGGAGGUGGGCGCUGCUGCAGCUGCCACAGCGGUGCCUGUGCCGCCACCACGGAAGGUGGGCCACGCCCUUGUUCACCUUUGGUACACUGGACUCUGUCCGAGGCCCUCUGCUGCCAAGACGCCCCCUGCAAGGAAACCUGUGGAUGGCCAGGGUGAUGAGCAGUGCCACAGUGAACACACCAGUGCCAAAGUGAGACGCCGGUGUCGUGCGCUGUACGACUGUUGUGCUGACCAGCAAGAUGAGCUGUCGUUCAGCGAAGGCGAAAUCAUCGUCAUCAUCAGCGAGAUCACCGAGGAUGACCAGUGGAUGGAAGGAAUGAUUGAAGGGGAGCCCGAGCGCAGGGGUGUUUUCCCCACCAGUUUUGUUCAUAUGUUGUCCGAUUAGUGAGAUUGGCACUGGCUGCCUAUGUUUGCGUAUAUACUACUACCCUUACAGCCUACACUGGUAAAAGGUUCACCUUUGUCCUGUUUCAUCACCGCUUUGCAUGUGUCUAAUUAGUGAUGUUGGUGAUGAAUGAGGUUUAUUAUUUUGAAAAGCUGAGCCCCUGUGCUGGGCCUCAGUGGCAAAGCUUGAGCAAAUUGGAUCACGAAAGAAAGUUUACCCUCAAUGCCAAUUAUGCCAAAGGCACAUUCUUGUUUCUGCCAUUUCUGUAAUUGUGAAAGAUUUUCUAUAAUAUAAACACACAGAUCUAUCAAUUUUUUAUUGAUGAGCUGUUAACACUUCCAAGUUUGCUCAUUUCAUCUCACAGAGAGACACUGUGUCGCCAUCUGCAGCACGAUAAAUUUGAAGAAUCUUUGUUCUGGGUUAAUUGCUUCACAUCAGUCAAUAUUUCUAUGACUUACUCCAAUGUUUUGGUUUGUUGAUGCAGCCCCAAAUACGUUGCGACUUUGUGAGGCAUGCCAGUUGCCUUGACAGUAAAAAGAAAUCAACAGUGUAUCAGUUCAGUGCCCUGAGCACACACGAGACAAAAACAGCGUACUCUAAAGAUCAAGGUGGCAGAAAUACUUGCAUCUCCACAUGUGUGGUUCGUGCUACAAAUGUGUCACACAACUUGGCUGUGUUUUGUCACGGGGGCACUCACUCGGGCAGUGAGUUGCACAGAGCAGUAAUAGUGCUACUGCCAAUCCAAAAACGCACUUCAGUGAAACAUCUCACCGAGUGCUUCAAUGGAAGGCCAAAACAGACGUGUGAUUGCUUGAAUGCAUGCACAGAGCACUUACUCGUAACUGCACACUUUGCAGAUGAGCACGUGGUCGUAAAAUGCCUUCGACCUUUUAUUGCAGUUGAUAAAGAUUUCGCAAGGUUACUUAGAUGCAUUGGGCUUAUGUGUUACAUUUGUAAACCACUGCCAGUCUUUUUAGGUUGGUGUACACCUUGACAUCGCGACACAUUUGUUCUCAGGCUGGUGUAAUGACAAGAGUACCUAUAGCAAUGACGGCAGUGGUUAAUAGACAACACAGGUAUCGGUGGGCACACUUUGAAAAGUGUGUGUUCUGCCAUCUUUGGAAUAUCAUUAUGUAAACUGCAUUUGUCUUUGAGAAUUGCUUUCUAUCUUGAAGUCACUUUUAGACAAACACCGAGCUGUGAGAAAUAUGUUCUUUGUAAGUGUUCAAUACAGUAAAUGUAAUGAUAAAAGUGGCCACAAUCUCGCCAUGUUAUACAAGCAGCAUGAAACAACGCAUGUUUUUGUGCCAACAACACUCAAGAACAAAGCAUAGUGUACAUAGUGUUGGCACUGUGAAGGUUGUGCCAAGGAAUCGUAGCGGUUCUGUAUAAUAAACUGCUCAAGGAGGCCUGUACAGGGUAGCAGACUAGAUGUUGUUGUGUAUUGUGCUCCCUUCUCCUCGCACCUUCACUGCCUUCUUAGCAUGGAAAUCUUGCCUUUACAACAGAGUUAGUGCAUUCAGAAUUCUUAAGGCACAUGUGAGAACGAUUGUUGUAUUCAUGUGGCAGAUAACUUAACAAGUGGGAGUGUAGUUCUGUGCUUGAUUUUGCAUCAGCGCUCCUCAGGUCCUAAAAGUUGUGCUUUUCAUCAGUUGCACAAAAAAAAGAAUGGUUGUUACAAGAUUAGCACUGUUCUGAUCAGUGAGAUUUUACUGCAGAGCCAGUGCAUUUGUCGUCAAAGAAAUGUCAUACUUAGCAAGGUUGAGUGCACACUUGUUAUUGAUACCCCCCCACUGGCUGCAGAAGGGCCAAAGGAAAAACAGCUGUAGUAGUGGGUUUAUGUACUUUGUUCAUUGCAAGAUUUAUAAGUCCAUCUGUGAGCUCUGAACUUAAUAUUAUUUGUACUCUUGAUCUGUCUGCAUAGCAAGGCAAUUGAGUUUUUGGAGCAUUGCGGUUGGAAGCUUUAUUAAGAGCUGCUGCUGCUGCUUUUUCAUGGCAGGCGCAUGUGUUGCAGCCUUACUGCUUGUUUCAAGCAAGCCGAAAAUUUGCUUAAGCUAGCUCAGUGUUAAGGUUGAGCACUAGUAAGCUGUCGGGUCACUAACCAAGUUCACUUUUACCAUUUUUUUUUCUCUAUAACACUUUCCAAUUGUAGUGCAAGUGAUGACUUGUUAAAAGCUGUGAUGCAAGUACAAGUAUGAAACAUUCUAGUCUGAAGAUGUAUGUGGCAUGUUGUUUUCCUCAUAUAUAAUAUAUAUCAUACAAUGAAUGCUACUGCCAAACUGAUUUUAUAUAUGCACACCUAGUGAGGGGCUUGUACAUAAAAACCCUGUGUUAACUCCUGUGAGAGAGAACUUGAAGGUUUGCACUUUUUCACUGCAAGGCAUUUGUAUACAUUUGAUGUGAACAGCCUGUGUGGCACUUAAUUGUCCUGCUGCUUCAGGGAGCUGUGAUGCCAAACCACAGCUCAGUGUUUCCUUACAUUCAGUACUGUGCGUGUGUGUGCGAGUCCACAUGAAUCUGGUCCUUGAAAUGUGCUUUUUAUUUCUGCCCCUGCUGAAUGUUAGCGUAAGAGUGUUGUCUGAUCUAUGCUAUGUAAUUGUGAAUUUACAAUAAAUCUGGAAAAGCUCGUG
Rhipicephalus sanguineus (brown dog tick) is the source of this 5890-nucleotide messenger RNA. It is a transcript of the gene Asap, whose product is annotated as arfGAP with SH3 domain, ANK repeat and PH domain-containing protein. NCBI's taxonomy places the organism in Eukaryota, Metazoa, Arthropoda, Arachnida, Ixodida, Ixodidae. Gene Ontology annotation, molecular function: GTPase activator activity; protein binding. Bases 135 to 3260 code for a protein of 1041 amino acids. The transcript is spliced from 27 exons. Gene Ontology annotation, cellular component: cytoplasm. Gene Ontology annotation, biological process: positive regulation of GTPase activity. The record is from RefSeq and is a predicted model, not a curated record.